UGUGCACGUGAGCCCUAAAAGCCUGGGAAUGCUUGGAGAAGGGAAACCUUACUGGUCGUCAGAGUCAGUAUGCAGUGAGGUUUGGGUGCGAGAUUUGUGUUUCCGGCCAAUUGUUGUGUCACUGGGCGAUGCGAGCAGGCUUCGAGAUUGUGAGGAUUGAAGCAGCGACGUUCUAGUGCAGAUGAAGCAUUGUAAUUCCUUGUAAGGAGCUGGCGAGGAUCUCGCUCCGUGUGUUGUCUUUGUAGUUGGAUUGCGAACCAGAAUAGAGAGGGGGGAGAAAAAUGGUGCGAGUUGUGGUGGGGGAUGAGGGGCAAGUGGAAGGUUUUGUCGAUUCGUUGUUUCAAUCCCGCUUACAAGUGCAGGUCGGGCUACUGAUCGGGAAAUCGGAGGUGUCACCUUCUCGUGAUUCUGUUUUUGCCCUCGUUCCAACGCCAAGAAGAGAUGGUGGGGGCGAAGCUGCGAAGAUCACAGGUGCAACUAGCGGUCAGAAAGAGAGCAGUGGGAAGAAGAAUGCGAAACCCAAGCCCACUGUCGACAACUCUUCCGUGGAUAUUGACACUGAUUGGGUUGCUGAACAUUCGCGGCAGGUGUCGAGGAUGCUCGUGGGAGGAAUGGACGUGGUGGGUAUAUUUGUGUACGCAUCUGAAAGCGCCUUAAAAAAUUCGAUAUCAGUGUUGUGGCAGACUGUGCGGGCAGUGGCAUCUGCGUCCCCUCUGAGUGAAGAAAACGAUGAACGUCUCGUAUUGAACAUCUCUUCCAGUCCCCGUAGGAUUUCGUGCAGAAGCUGUGCGCCUCUCACGAGUUUUUCAUCAACAGCAUUGCGACCUUGCGAUUGGAAGCUUGGGAAGUUACUUUCAAAUUUACAGACAUACAUUUGUUCUCAUCCUGUGGAAGUCAGAAUACCAUUGCUGGUCGAUGAUAAUGAAGCGUCUGCUGGAACUGUCAAGGACAACUUAUGUGCAGCCAUUUCAGCUGAGUCUGCACGCCUCAAGUCCGCCGUAGCAAUGGUUGAUGGAACAGUGCCAUCUCAAGACGCACUUUUGGCGCCUCCGAGGACCUUGGAUAACCCCCAUGUUGUUGAAUACCUUGCACAGUUGGACGGCAGUGGAGGCAUUAGAGAUAUACGGGGGAGACAAAACGUUGCAGCAAUGGUUACUUUAAGUGGAGUUGUACAUGGCCGUGCCUAUGCCUCCGCACGGGAGCCUCUGCAACGAGCUAUCACGAACCUAGAGAAAGACUUAAUCUCGAGUUUGAGAUCAAGGCUCGAUCUACUGUGUGACGAGGCAGAGCGAUCUGUUGAAGAUGAUCAAUGUUCAAGCAGCAAUGAAAUGGAGAAUUCUGUUGCAAAGUCAAACACCUCGUCACAGUUUUUACGUCCAAAUGCUGACGCGGGUACAGAAUGCAGUGUAUCAUUGCCACGGAGAGUAUUUGUUCCUUGGCAUAGCGGCACCUUUCUCUCUGACUAUCUCGUCAACGAUGAAACGUUGGAGAUGGACGUGAAAGUGAGAUUCGAGGAAUUGUUCUCUUUUGGAAAGGAUCUGGAUAUUUCUGAAAUUCUCCAGCCUGAGUUAUCAGCAGUUGUCCCACCUGCUCCUUCCUUCUCACAGAUAGUCCAUCCAAAGAGGACUUCAUCUAGUAAAGAAUUGGUAGCGCCAAAAACAGACUCCAGCAAGCAAGUUACACCGCCUCGCAAUCUAAUGCUUAUUGGGGCUUUGGGCAUGCUACUACUUGCAAUCUUAUUAGCAUUAUUUAUGUCCAAGUGAUGAUUGUCCAGAGAACAGUAGCGUUCAAAGCAUUUGUGAUACAUACCUUCAUUCUAUUUGCAGUGAUUCAAUUUCAGGAGCCAA
Physcomitrium patens is the source of this 1847-nucleotide messenger RNA. RefSeq lists its product as uncharacterized. Gene Ontology annotation, cellular component: endomembrane system. The record is from RefSeq and is a predicted model, not a curated record. Lineage: Eukaryota; Viridiplantae; Streptophyta; Bryopsida; Funariales; Funariaceae. Gene Ontology annotation, biological process: intracellular protein localization.